AUGUUCAAUGGAUCAAAGCUGGACGAAGACGCCGAAGGAAACUUCAUCCUUGCAGCUGCGAAGAAGAUCCCGGGACAAUGGGACGUGGUCAUUGCAGAGGCGAUGGCGGCAGAGAUGGGAGUGAGCCUAGCUCGGCAGUUCUAUGUCAACAACCCGAUACUAGAGUCGGACAGUCAAGUUCUUAUUACGAGGCUCUCCGAGGCGAGGGGGAAUCAGACGGAACUUGGCACUGUAUGCAGGAGUAUCACAAGGAAACUGCUCGAAAUGGGUAAUGGGUCGUGGAUUUACACCCCGCGGGAAGGCAACAUGGCUGCCCAUAUCAUGGCGCAUUCGUCUGUGAACUGGAAUGAUCAGUGUGUUUGGUUAGAUAGCCCCCCCACGUUUCUUGUUGACCAGCUUGAGCUGGACAAUGUAGCUUCAGCUUCUGCUUAA
This is a messenger RNA of Linum tenue, 432 nucleotides long. NCBI's taxonomy places the organism in Eukaryota, Viridiplantae, Streptophyta, Magnoliopsida, Malpighiales, Linaceae. The record is from the annotation of a GenBank genome assembly.